Molecule: messenger RNA, 2202 nt
Organism: Talaromyces atroroseus
Lineage: Eukaryota; Fungi; Ascomycota; Eurotiomycetes; Eurotiales; Trichocomaceae
Product: Iron-sulfur clusters transporter atm1, mitochondrial
Exons: 7
Coding region: 1-2202 (733 amino acids)
Biological process (GO): transmembrane transport; intracellular iron ion homeostasis
Cellular component (GO): mitochondrial inner membrane
Molecular function (GO): ATP binding; ABC-type transporter activity; ATP hydrolysis activity
Source: RefSeq, a predicted model, not a curated record
AUGUUGGCCAGAGCCUUGGGGUCGUCUUGCGUGCGUCUGCCGCAGCGACCGCAAGGUCUCCGAGUGGUCGCGAGUCUGGCCCAUCACAAGACUUCCGUGCCUCUCCAACGUCAACUACGUGUGCUGACUACCAGCCGCUCACUACUGAAUAACCAGAAGACCCCCGAGAACCUAGGGCAGCAACCGAAAACAGCCGAGCUAGCCUCUCAGACGGCGAAAGCGAGCGAUGCGUCGGCAAAGCAGACAGUGGUCGUAGCGGCCAAAUCGAAGAAUCAGAAGAAGGGCGAUGUCCUCAGUCAAAGCAGUGCUACGAAUAAAGAGCAAAGGAAAGCGGAUUGGGCGAUCAUGAGAGAGAUGGUGAAAUAUCUAUGGCCAAAGGGCGAUUGGGGCACCAAGUUGCGUGUUGGAACAGCUCUUACACUUCUUAUUGGAGCAAAGGUCCUCAACGUUGAAGUUCCAUUCUAUUUCAAAAGUAUCGUGGACUCGAUGAAUAUUGACUUCGCUACUGUGGGUGGUACCGCAUGGACUGUGGCAGGAUCUAUGUUAAUAGCAUACGGCGCCACGAGAAUCGGUGCCACCCUGUUUCAAGAGCUGAGAAAUGCCGUAUUCGCUAGCGUGGCACAGAAAGCAAUUCGCAAAGUCGCAGGCAAUGUUUUCGACCAUCUUUUACGCUUGGAUCUGAACUUCCACUUGAGCAGGCAAACCGGUGGACUAACUAGAGCCAUCGAUCGAGGAACCAAGGGUAUCAGUUUCCUACUGACGUCCAUGGUUUUUCACGUGUUUCCUACUGCAUUGGAGAUCUCAAUGGUCUGCAGUAUUUUGACAUACCAGUACGGCUUUAGGUUUGCAGCAAUCACAGCAGCUACGAUGAUCGCCUACACAGCGUUCACCAUCACCACAACAGCGUGGCGGACAAAGUUCAGACGGCAAGCUAACGCUGCGGAUAACAAGGGAGCGACAGUGGCUGUAGACUCUUUGAUUAACUACGAAGCUGUCAAGUACUUUAAUAAUGAAGCCUACGAGGUGUCCCGUUACGACAAAGCCCUAAAGGCUUAUGAAGAUGCGUCUAUCAAGGUAACGACGUCCCUGGCAUUUUUGAACUCGGGACAAAAUAUGAUCUUCUCCAGUGCCCUUGCCGCCAUGAUGUAUCUGGCAGCCGAUGGCGUCGCAACCGGAGAAUUGACCGUGGGAGAUCUAGUAAUGGUCAAUCAACUAGUCUUUCAACUGUCAGUCCCGCUGAAUUUCUUGGGAUCUGUCUAUCGUGAGCUGAGACAGUCUCUCCUUGAUAUGGAGACACUGUUCAACCUGCAGAAGGUCAAUGUCUCUGUCAAGGAGCGACCGGAUGCUAAACUCUUGGACUUGUCGCGAGGCGGUGAAAUCCGGUUCGAAAAUGUGACAUUUGGCUAUCAUCCCGACCGGCCCAUUCUCAAGAACGCGAGUUUCACGAUUCCUGCCGGAGCGAAGUUUGCUAUUGUCGGGCCGAGUGGGUGUGGAAAGUCCACUAUCCUCAGGCUUUUAUUCCGGUUUUACGACGUCCAAGAGGGACGGAUUUUGAUCGAUGGCCAAGAUGUGCGCGACGUAACACUUGAGAGCUUGCGAAAGUCGAUUGGGGUUGUACCGCAAGAUAUGCCUCUUUUUAACGACACCAUCGAGCAUAAUAUCCGCUACGGCAGGAUAGAUGCAUCCGACGAUGAAGUCCAGAAAGCCGCAGAGAGAGCACAUGUACACGAACUUAUCCAAAGGUUACCGGAUGGAUACAAAACUGCCGUUGGUGAGCGUGGCAUGAUGAUAUCUGGCGGAGAGAAACAGCGACUGGCCGUGUCAAGGCUUAUCCUGAAAGACCCGCCCUUACUAUUCUUCGACGAAGCGACUUCGGCCUUGGAUACGUAUACAGAGCAGGCGCUCCUGCAGAACAUCAAUAGCAUUAUCAAAGAAAAGGCGCGCACAAGCGUGUUUGUCGCGCAUCGGCUGCGCACUAUCUAUGAUAGCGACCAGAUUCUGGUCCUCAAGGACGGGCGUGUGUCUGAAAGUGGCACCCAUGCCCAGUUACUUGAACAGAAAGGUGUAUAUGCAGAGUUGUGGCACGCCCAAGAAUUGUCCCUAGCUCAGGACGCAGACUUGGAAAGAAAUAUCGAAGUUGGGCCAGAGUCUGAAUUGGCCGAAAAUGUGAGGCCCACAGACGCAAAACAGUCUCCAAAAUAA